This is a messenger RNA of Thyridium curvatum, 858 nucleotides long. RefSeq lists its product as uncharacterized. The transcript has a single exon. NCBI's taxonomy places the organism in Eukaryota, Fungi, Ascomycota, Sordariomycetes, Thyridiales, Thyridiaceae. The record is from RefSeq and is a predicted model, not a curated record. Bases 1 to 858 code for a protein of 285 amino acids.
AUGCGUGUCUCCCGAAUCGCUUUCUCCCUCUUCGCCGCAACGGCGUCCGCCCUGCCCGCAACCGCCAGGCAGGACACCGCCACCACCUCUCCGCCGCCCUUCGCAGUCCACCUCGUCUCCGGGCCCCUAACCCCAGCGGCCCCGACGACCUUCGAGCUCGCCUCGGCCCACACGGCCCUCAACAAGCUCAAGGACCGGCUCGGCGCCCGCGCCAUCCGCGCCCUGCUCAGGCCGGACAUCGACGCCGCCGACCGCGCCUGGCACGCCAUCCUCGCCCGCGCCUCCUCCUCCUCGGGGGGAGGAAACAACAACAACAACGAGACCGGCGCGCCCGCCGCCCCGAUCCUGUCCGAGGCCCGCGUGCGGGCCUACAACACGGCCUACGACGCGGGCGCCUUCGUCGCCUGGUUCGCCGCCGACACGGGCGACCCGCACAAGAUGAGCGGCGCGCACCCGGAGCACUACGUCGAGAGCAUGGCCGGCCAGGCCGUGGACAUCGUCGAGGCGUGGGGCCCGCUCGUGACGCGGUACCGGAUCCCGGCGUACGUCGGGGGCGGGCCCAAGAGGGCCUUCAUGCGGGCGCUGCCGGGCUUCCCGCACCAGGCGACGGGGCAGGCGGUGCUGCAGGACGGGAGCCUCGCCGUCGUGGGCGACAUCCACAACUCGUUCCGCGACCUGCGCCCGGGGGAGGAGGUCGAGGCCGGGACGAGGGGCGUCGAGGCCGUGCUGGCCGUCUGGCUGCCGGCUGGGACGCCGGCGGACGUCGUGGAGGGGCUGAGGGAGCACCAGGCUGUCGAGUUUUCCAACUGGUUCGCCUUUGCGCAGAGGGAUGUCAUUGAGGGCAGGUUUGCUGCGUGA